AUGACGGACUCCGACGGAACCGCCACCGCGCCGCCGAAGCAAUCGGAAGACAAGAUGAUGCUGCCGCCGGCACCAUCACCGGCCAGAAGCAGUCAUCUCAGCAUUUGGCCCCCUUCGCAGCGCACCCGCGACGCCGUGAUUUCUCGCUUAAUCGAGACCCUGUCCACUCCCUCCGUCCUCUCCAAGCGCUACGGCACGAUUCCGACCGACGAGGCCGCCGAAGCUGCUCGCCGCAUCGAGGAGGAAGCCUUCGCCGCCUCCAGACACUCCACUACCCCCGAGGACGACGGGCUCGAAAUCCUCCAGCAGUAUUCCAAGGAAAUCAGCAAGCGGAUGCUGGAAACCGUCAAGGCUCGGGCCGGGUCCGACACUGCCCCGAACAACAUUGCUCCGGCGACUCCUCCUCUUGAUGUGCCGCACCCCGCUGAUUCUGCUGCCGAAGAAGUUCCGGCUUCUGACGAGGCUGCCGCUUGA
Molecule: messenger RNA, 474 nt
Organism: Linum tenue
Lineage: Eukaryota; Viridiplantae; Streptophyta; Magnoliopsida; Malpighiales; Linaceae
Source: the annotation of a GenBank genome assembly